AUGAGUCAACCUAAAAUUAAGCGUAGAGUUGGUAAAUAUGAAGUGGGAAGAACAAUUGGCGAAGGAACAUUUGCAAAAGUAAAGUUUGCAAGGAAUUCUGAGACAGGGGAACCUGUGGCUCUGAAGAUCCUCGAUAAAGAGAAGGUUCUCAAACACAAAAUGGCUGAACAGAUCAAGCGGGAGAUAGCGACAAUGAAGCUUAUAAAGCAUCCAAAUGUUGUUCAAUUAUAUGAGGUGAUGGGAAGCAAGACAAAGAUAUUUAUUGUUUUGGAAUUUGUUACUGGGGGAGAGCUUUUUGAUAAAAUUGUAAACCAUGGACGGAUGAGAGAAGAGGAAGCUCGGAGAUAUUUCCAGCAGCUUAUCCAUGUAGUCGAUUAUUGCCACAGCAGGGGUGUUUUCCAUAGAGACCUUAAGCCAGAAAAUUUGCUGUUGGAUGCUCAUGGGAACCUCAAAGUUUCAGAUUUUGGAUUGAGUGCACUGUCCCAACAAGUCAGGGAUGAUGGCCUGCUUCAUACAACUUGUGGAACUCCAAAUUAUGUUGCUCCUGAGGUUCUUAAUGAUAGAGGUUAUGAUGGGGCUACUGCAGAUUUGUGGUCAUGUGGAGUGAUACUUUUUGUACUGCUAGCAGGGUACUUGCCUUUUGAUGAUUCUAAUGUUAUGAACCUGUAUAAAAAAAUUUCAGCAGCUGAAUUUACUUGCCCCCCUUGGCUCUCUUUUGGUGCCAUGAAAUUAAUAACUAGAAUUUUGGAUCCCAACCCUAUGACUCGCAUCACCAUACCUGAAAUCCUGGUAGAUGAAUGGUUCAAGAAAGGUUAUAAGCCUCCUGUGUUUGAAGAGAAAGAGGACACCAACUUGGAUGAUGUUGAAGCCGUUUUUAAGGACUCAGAAGAACACCAUGUGACAGAGAAGAAGGAAGAAGAGCAACCAACAGCUAUGAAUGCGUUCGAGUUAAUUUCUAUGUCCAAAGGACUAAAUCUUGGGAAUUUGUUUGAUGGCGAACAGCCAGAAUUUAAGAGGGAAACAAGGUUCACAUCUAGAUGCCCUGCCAAAGAAAUAAUUCAUAAGAUCGAAGAAGCUGCAAAGCCCCUUGGUUUUGAUGUUCGCAAGAAAAACUACAAGAUGAGGCUUGAAAAUGUGAAGGCUGGGAGAAAGGGAAACCUUAAUGUUGCUACCGAGAUAUUUCAAGUGGCACCUUCGAUUCAUAUGGUUGAAGUGCGUAAAGCAAAAGGAGACACUUUGGAGUUCCAUAAGUUCUAUAAAAACCUUUCAACCUGCCUUGACGAUGUUGUCUGGAAAACUGAGGAGGAUAUGCAAGAAAUGAAGUAA
Molecule: messenger RNA, 1326 nt
Organism: Dovyalis caffra
Lineage: Eukaryota; Viridiplantae; Streptophyta; Magnoliopsida; Malpighiales; Salicaceae
Source: the annotation of a GenBank genome assembly